AUGUCUCCUGAUCAACAGACAUCCUACAAACCAUCCUUUGAUUCUGAUGGUAUUAGCAGGUCCUCCACUUUAAGCACUGCCAACAGCAGCAGUGGGCAUUCAAUCACCAGCAGUGCGUUCAAAGAGCUUUUGAAGAGAAAUCCUCAGCAAGUCUCAGCCCGCUACCUCAAGGAGGACAAGUUGAAACGUUAUCUGCGCUCGAAGUUCCGGCCAGAAGAGUGGGAAGUACAUCGGAUUUUGAGCAUGGAGUAG
This is a messenger RNA of Exophiala bonariae, 252 nucleotides long. RefSeq lists its product as uncharacterized. The transcript is spliced from 2 exons. Bases 1 to 252 code for a protein of 83 amino acids. The record is from RefSeq and is a predicted model, not a curated record. NCBI's taxonomy places the organism in Eukaryota, Fungi, Ascomycota, Eurotiomycetes, Chaetothyriales, Herpotrichiellaceae.